Messenger RNA from Aedes albopictus (Asian tiger mosquito), 1424 nucleotides. Its product is annotated as dynein regulatory complex protein 9. Lineage: Eukaryota; Metazoa; Arthropoda; Insecta; Diptera; Culicidae. The record is from RefSeq and is a predicted model, not a curated record. Bases 2 to 1240 code for a protein of 412 amino acids. The transcript has 5 exons.
UAUGGCGGACACAAUCGACGAUAUCUUUGCCGGUGACUCUCCGGAGGACAUCCAGAUGGUGAAGAAUACGAUCGAAAAGAUUCGUCUGGAAAUUAUGUCCCAUGGUGAGGAGGAGUACGACUCAUACGAUCCGGAAAGUCGCCAGAAGAUCGAGUUCAACAUCCAGAUCAAUAGGGUCACAUUGAUUCUGCAGGAAAUGUCCGAGACGUUGGAAGUGCUGUUUUGCUUGCCGCUAAUCUGUCGUAAUAAGGAUUUGAUGGAGCAACACUUCAACGCUGAGGAGCAGGAUGUGCUUCGAUUACUGAUCAAGUAUAUGCGAUCCAAGGUUCCUGACGAGGGUGGAUCAACUCCUACCGUUGCUGAGCUGUCCUCGUUCUCUCCGAUGAAGUUCGUCGAAUUGGUUUCAAUGUUAUCGAACAAAGAACUUCAUCAAAUCAUCAUUGGUCAGAUCAAGCAUCUCCCGGGAGUCUACCGGAAAUUCUUAGCCAACAUUCGAGAGUUCCGAAAGUUUACCAUCGCCAAGAUGAAGAUGACCGCUCAGAAAGAGUUGGCCAAGGAAAAGAUCCUGCACCGGAUGUGGCAGUCUAACCAGCGUAACAUUAAAGAAAUUGCUCGAAUUGAACAAAUUCUUCAGGAAAAGCGAGCUUUAUUCCAGGCGGAAAUCGAGGAGAAGACGUCGAAAAUCGAAAGAUACCGGGAAGAUAUUCGACGACUGGAUGAGCAAAGCAAGAACCAAAUCAAUGAAUUCAUUGACAAAUCCGACCGGAACAUGUUUCGUUAUUUUGAACAAAGUGACAACCGCUACGAAGAACUUCAGAAGGAAGCCAACCGUUGGACGACGGAGUACGAGACGAUCCUGGAGGAAGAUCUUCGUUUGGAGAAGGAAAAUCGAAUGCGAAAGGCAAAGCUGACGCAUCAGCUCCAGACGUGGCUCAAUAAGUACGACAAGGAUGCCGGCGAAAGGACCAAAGAGCUGAAAAGCUUGGCCAGUACCUUGAGAGCAAGGCAGCAGGAGUUCAAUGAGUGGAAACAAAACUCAUUCGACCCACAGGAGAUAGAAUACUUCGAAGCGAUUGAAGAACGUCGACUGGACGAGCUGCGGGCCCACGAAGAGCGUGUUCAUCUAUUUAUGAUGCACCGGGCAGCCAAGGUAUUGCAGCGGGCUUGGCGCUCGGUAGCCGAACGGAAGCGUAAAAUGCGUGGUCGUCGCGGAGGACGACGUGGAAAGGGCAAAAAGUAAACUUGCUACGAAUAAUUAUCAUAUUUUUCACAAUCGCAUCUUACUUCACCUUAUUAGUAAGUCUUACAAAUGCAACUCAGUAUUCAUAUCCAGCGUGCGCAAUCAUCUAUUUCAUCAAUCUACUUAACUUAAACAAAUAUCAAUUACAAUUCAUUAGAAUCUUUGGAAUAAAUUAGCCACUUUC